AUGGACGCAGGUCGUAUUUAUUACUGCCACCUCCAUAACAUUGCCCGUGUAUUUAUUGAUAUUGCUUGCAAUUUGUCAACAGCCAAAACUGUCGCCGUUCUACGUUCUGAUGCUUUCACAAGUAGGGCGUCGCUGAUAUCCUCGCCUUACUGUGCUACUUCUCUGCGACUACGCUACUGUUUACUUCAACACAUACGACAGAUGUGUUGGUAUUGCGCUGAUCUCUGUACAACGAUAUGUCACUAUAUGUCUGAGUGGAAAACCCCUUGGCAAGGUACUGUUCCUUAA
Messenger RNA from Ostertagia ostertagi, 288 nucleotides. The record is from the annotation of a GenBank genome assembly. Lineage: Eukaryota; Metazoa; Nematoda; Chromadorea; Rhabditida; Trichostrongylidae.